Molecule: messenger RNA, 1427 nt
Organism: Brassica napus (rape)
Lineage: Eukaryota; Viridiplantae; Streptophyta; Magnoliopsida; Brassicales; Brassicaceae
Product: putative RING-H2 finger protein ATL71
Exons: 1
Coding region: 509-1102 (197 amino acids)
Source: RefSeq, a predicted model, not a curated record
UGUUAGAAAACAUGAGAGACGGCUAUGACUAAGACAUGCAAAGUCGCAUGUUGUACAAAGAAAAAAAAACGAAGACGAUUUGAUUAUAUUAUUUAGAACAAGAAAAUUAUGGACUGCUUAGACUUGAAAUUGCAUCUAGGCCAACUUGAUUAAUAUAUUGGUUUUGCUUCACGUAACUUAUAUACAAACCUUCUUUAAAACUUUAUGUAAACCAAUUUGUAAACAAGAAAAAAAAAAUCAUCAGCUAAGCAACGCUGGCUGGCAUCAAAUGUAUUUCAAAUGAUUAACGUCUAACAAAACUUUUAUAUAUGUGAAAGUUAUUAAACGCCACUAGUAUUUAUUAUCAUAUUUGAAGCCGCCCUUACCCAAGAAAAACCUAUAUGACAUAUAGCUUACAUUUAAACGUUGACUCUCCAACUUCAUCAACGUGAUGACCAAAAACAAAACAUUCACUCAUUUUCUCGUAUUCUCAUCAUUCAGAAAACACACAAAAAUUUAUUAAAAUCCAAUGGCUGCAAUGAAUACCACGCCUGACUCCGACCGGUAUAUACCAGCCACUGAUAGGAUCGGUGGCUUCGCUUACGGGCUAGGUGUUUCCAUUGGUAUACUUCUCCUCAUCACCACAAUCACCCUCGCUUCUUAUUAUUGCACAAGAACCCAUAUCUCCGCCUCUCCAACGACCACUCCGAGGACAAGACGCAGGCAAAGACAGGUCAAUGUAACUUCGCUACCUGGCGAAGAACGUUUUCAUUUGGACGGUGACGAUCAAAAUGACACCGUGGUGGUCGAAAUCUUGGGACUAAACGAUGAAGAAAUCAAGAGUUUCCCUAAGCUUCCUUACGAAGAGGCUCGCGUGAGUUAUAGCUUGCAAAAGGAUUCCACUGCGACGUCGUGUUGUUCUAUAUGUCUUGCGGAUUACAAGAAGACAGAUAUGAUCAGGGUUUUGCCGGAUUGUAACCAUUUGUUCCACGACAAGUGCGUUGACCCUUGGCUCAAGCUUCAUCCUACGUGUCCCGUGUGUCGUACGUCUCCGUUGCCGUCUCCGGCGAUGACACCUGUCGCCGACGACGUUACAUUUUCCCGCCGGCCGAUGGAUGUUUGACAUUUUUCCUCUUUCUUUUAAUUUUUUAAUAUAUUUUGAUUCUUGUUGACAUUUAUUAGAGUAUAUUAUCUUCAAGCUGUAAAUUUCACGGGUGUUAUUUGGUUGCUUAUACAAAAUACAAACAAUAUUAGUGAUUUAUUUUGAGACGAUUUGUAAUGUUAAUAUGUACGUUUAAGAUUAUAAUAUAUAGCGAAAAUGUGGAAAAUAUACAUUUACCAUUUUAAUUCUACUUACAAAAGCAUUUUAAAAAUAUAAAAAAGAAGAGGAGAAAAAUUAAAUUAAGAAGAAAAGUAGUAUAUUAUACAGUCGAAGUUGUUUUACAAAA